AUGCGCGAGCUUCUACGAGCGCUGGUCUUUCUCGCCUUGGCAACGAGCUACGGUGAGACCUUUUCUGAAUUCCUCAACUAUUUUCUCGAACUUCCGACUCUGACCCACCAUUGUGUCAUCUUUGGAGUGUUUCUCGAGGCGAAAGUUGGCCUAUUCAUUGGUUGUCCACGGACUUUCUCAUAAUUGCCGCGACUUCCUUCCUCAUUCGCUUGUUGAAAUCCAAACUGAACAGGGAAAUGUGCCCCUUUACAACCAUUUUAUCUGUUCAGCUUCUGCCCAAUGUGUGGACCAGGAUCCCAAAUGUCCGUUUUGGGCGUCUCGUCGCGAAUGUGAGAUCAAUCCCAGAUGGAUGCGCUUCAACUGCAUGGUCUCUUGCGGGGUAUCCAUUACCUGGAAUAUUCGAAUAGAAAUCUUUAUCAAUUUUCCAGACCUGCAAUCAGUUUAUGAGGCCUGCUCCACCCCCGCUUCCGGCUCCGUUCAGAACACAGCCUCAGCUGCAGCAACCUCCGCAGACUCAAAUUCAGCCUACCUGUUAGUGAAAAUAGUUAAAAACUAAUUCCGGAAAGGCGAAAAUUGUCUUCUUAUAGAAAAAUGAACAAGAAACGAAAAAAAGAAGAAAACAAAAACAGCUCUUUUAACAAUAUUUAUUGUAAAUUUUAUAUAGAUCUUAGCUGCCGUAAUCAACACGAUUAUGAAAAAGAAAACCAAAAAAAAAGAAGAAAAAAUAUGCCCAAACUAUUUUUUUGCGCGUCGAGUGUCGUGUCGUGGCCGCGAUAUUGCGUCGUUCUUAGACAAUGUAAAUUUUAAUCGAAAAAAAUUUUUAAUUUUUUUCAUCGCAUUUUUUAAAGUAACUCAUUCAUUUUUUUAAGUGCGAUCCUUCGAUGACCCAGUGCCCGUACCAGUCAGACCUUCGACUAUUCCCGAAGGAUGCAACUCGGUGAUGAGCAUUGAAGGUUUAAUAUUCAUUUAAAGGUUUUUUGAAAAAAUGAAGUUCAGUGGAAACGCGACAAGUUUUUGCUCUCAGCCAAGUUCAGGCUCGUUCUCAACAGCGAGGCUGUGCUGAGCAGCAAGUUGCGGGAGACUGUUCCAUUAACAUGUGUUACCACAAGAAAUACCGCUCCAUCGAUGGAACUUGCAACAAUUUCGCGAGACCAACUGGGGUUCGUUGUUAUAUCUUUUCAGGAGAAAUGUUUUUAUCAAAUUUUUCGUUGUUUCGUUUGUUUUGACAGAUUGAUUUGUUCUUCGAGGAUAAAAAGGCGGAAUUCAAAAUACUUUUUGCAAAUGAUCGACUUCGGUGCCUUUCAAUGAAUCCUGGAAGCCUUUUUUUGAUAGACGAUAUGUCUGAAAGCUUUUUAGAAAACAUUUAUUGAGAGCUUAAGGUAAAAGUUCUUUGCAGAGUGCCAUGAACGCAAAAAAAAAAAUGAAAUACCAAUAACAAAGAUGCUUCUGAUAAGGCCUCUUCAUAUCAUUCCUUUAAAAUUCAUCAAUUCUUAGGUUUUAUCAAAUUAUAGAAAAAAAUUAAAAAAAGAUAUGGAUUGCAUCCUGUGAUAAAUUUCAGCUAGAACUCUUUGAUAUGAACCAUUUUUGAAUCUCGUUUCGAUUUAUUUCAAUUCUUUCAUGAAUUUUAGUAGGGGUUUUUGAACAAAAUUGAAUGAAAUUUGAGAAUUUCUUCUGGAAAUUGAAAAAAAUGCAUUUUUUUCAUCUUUUUUUAAGUUUUGAGGGAGCCGCUUUCACUCCAUUUUCUCGACUUUUUGCCCUCGGCCUACGACGACGGCUUCAACGCUGUUGUUUGUAAGAAUAUAAAACUUCAAAUAAUUGCUUUAAAUCAUAUUUACAGCUAGCAUCAGCCGCCGAAGACCGAACCCGCGAGAAAUUUCCCAUUUCCUGAUCACUUCAGGGGUUUCUCUGCCCACUCACGCCAACUCGAUGCUCAUGGCUUUUGGACAGGUUCUCUCGAUUUCUGACUCACUUUUGAGCUUUUUUGAGUUCGGCGCGAAAAAAAAAAUCAUUCAUGACAGUUUUAUUAGAGUUAUUUUUUGGAGUACUGUUCAUGUGCCUUUAAAUUUGAUAUAAACACAGCAGACUGCCCCUUAAAAACUGAAACUUGCAUUAUUGUGCCCAAAACUACCUGAGGUUCAAACUUGAUUUUUUUUCUAGUUUUCCAAAAUUUUUGUGAGCCGGGGCUGCACGAGUUCUGGACUUGCCCAACUAUGCCACGAAAUUAGACUUCACAAUGAAAAAUAAAAUAAAUUCUUCAGUUCCUCUCGCACGACAUAACCUCGAACCAAGUCGUCGGAAGCUGUUCCUGCAACCGCGGAGGUCCCCUCUGCGCCAGCAUCGUCGACAACAAACAGUUGGUGAAGGAAAUAAAACUGAUUUCUAUGGACCUUGCAUUUUUGUCCGUAGAGUUUCCGUUCAGACUACAUAGAUAGAAAAAGAAUGAAACUUUUAAAAAAUACGUUUCUAGCAGUUUUAAAAUGUUUUCCUUGCUAUGAGAGUUGUUCGCCUCUUCAUUUCCAGUGAAAUACUGCAUGCUCUUUUCAUGAACAUUUCAAGAUCAUUCGUUCUUUUAAAAUCAAUACAUAUAUUGACUUUUCAUCCAUAACCAGUUGAGUUUUCUGAAAAAGGUCUUCUUCGGAAAUAGGAACUUCUAUUUUGUCUAGCAAGAACGUAAUCAUGUUUCCAGCAAGUUAUAAAAGUUUAUUCAAGAAAUUUUCGAAGAUUCUUGCGAUUCAUAUUUGAAAAUAAGAUGAGACUGUCUGAAUCUCUACCAUUCACAAGCUAUUUUUUGAUCGUGUCAAGACCCUUUUUUUUUGAUUUCUGGAAUACUUGCUCAAGCUAGAUGGGCAAAGUAUAGGAAUAUAAAAAAGAAGCUUUCAAAAAAUUGCCUUUUUUGGCGCCUUUCUGUGACUUCUCAUCGGUAAAAUUCUUUCUAAGAAGAUGAAAACUUGUUAAAAAAAGAAAUUUGUUAUUAGUUACAGAAAAUAAGGAAUGGAAAGGCGGUGAAAAGGUAUUUCUCCUGAAUAGGUGAGAAAAAGUAGCUCAGAAGAACUUUUCAGGAACUUCAAAAGGGGUUUUUUCGUUGUAAGGGGUCCUAGUAAGCCACUCGGACUUUGCUCGUGAAUUAUUUCUUCAUUUUUGAAAAAAAAUGUCCAAAUUUUCUCGUUUCACAAUAAAAGUCCAAACGAACUCAAAAAGGCCUUCAAAUGGAUAGCCUAUUGCUCAUUUUUGAGUUCCUAGAAAGGUGUCCCAAGUUUCUCGAGAUCUCCUUUAUUCACCUUUUUUCCGCCUUUUUUUUUCACCUCCUUAAAAGGCCAUUUUCAGUAAUAAGGUCUAGAAUAAAAGACGCCUUUGAGGUUUUCUGUUAGAGGCCUUAUUUCCAAAACUCCUUUUUGAGACGUUUUGGACUUUGCCCGUUUUUGCAGAGGACGUUGCUUCCCGUUCAUCCGGGCGAUGCCUGUCUGCGGAACGGGAGUUCAUGGAAGAGCUCGUGAACAACUCAACGAGAAUACGGCCUUCAUCGACGCCAGCAUGGUCAGCAGCCCUUCGGAAAAAAUAAAACGAUACUUUUUCGUUCAGAUCUACGGAUCCGAAGCCAUCACCAGCAGGUCGCUCCGAUUCGGCGCCAUGCUCAGGACCAAUGUACGUUUUCUUCCAUUCAGUUUUUGUACCUUUCCUUGAAUCAUUUCUGGCUUAUACAUGUAAGAGAACUUAUUAAGAACUAUCUUUUUAUUGAUUCGAUUAGUGAAGACGUUUAAGGAAAAACUAGGAAAAUUUUCGAGCCAAUGCUUUUGAAAAAAUCUGGCCUAGAAGAAAAAUAUAAAAGAUAAAAAAAUGCCGUCGAAAGUUGUCGAAAGUAAAAAACAAAGUCAUUUAAAUUUUAAAAAAAAUAGAAAAAGGUUUCUUGGACUAGUCGCUGUAGUGUACAGGCCUGGUUGAAAAAAUGCACUGUCUUUUCCCCAGAUCGUGAACGGAAGAGCCUUCCCGCCGGUGCGACGCCAAGGACGCGACACCGUAUUUUCAGCCGGAGACAAUCGUUCCAAUCUUUUUGUUGGACUCGCCGCUCUCCACGCCUCCUUCUUGCGGCUCCACAACAAGUUUCUCUUGAAAUUCAGCCUUUUUCUUCAUAAAUUACUGAAAUCAGCAUCGCCGCCCGUCUGCAGAACAUGAACCGCCACUGGAACCAGGACCGCAUUUUCCAGGAAAGUCGCAAAAUCGUCGGAUCUGUUGUUCAGGUGAAUUUUUGAAUCAAGUAAGGUCAUUGGGGUGGGGAAUUUUUUGAAACUUGACUCCUCGAUUUACAAAAAGACAGAUCGGGAAAGUCAAAAACUAUAAAACAUCCUAUUUUUCAAGAAAACAAAGGUCUAAUGCCCCAAAAAAGCUUAUUUCAACAGUUUCUCAUGAUUUUCUUCAGAAUUGAGCUGUGUGUUCUUGAAAACUUUGUAUAGGUUAAAUUUAUUAGAAGCUUUUUUUUGGCUAAUCAAAAGCCUUCGAGAUUAUUUUCACAUAUUUCCAUACAGUAAAUGACCUUCCUUGUCAUUUUUCAAAAAUCCAUAUUUUUAUUCCUUCAGAGCAUCACCUACCAAGAGUUCCUCCCAACGAUGAUCGGCCCAUUUUUCCAGCGUCUGGUUACUCCCUACGAUGGGUCAGACUUUCAUUUUUUUUAAACCUGGAAAUAUCUAUUUUUCCAGCUACAAACCCAACGUCAACCCUUCCAUCAUCAAUGAGUUCGCUUCAGGAGCUUACCGACUUCAUGGACUGAUCCAGGUAGAUCUAGAAGGAGAAAUAUAUGCAUUUUCGCUCCAAUGAUAACUUGGUUGAGCGAAUAUUUUGAAAUAGGUUAACUCGGAUUUUUGUAAAGCAAACCGAACGCGCCCCGGUCGUUUAGGGAUUGCUUGAGAGUGUUGACGCCACUUAAGGGACCACUAGAGCUGCUAAAAAAAAAGAUUAUGAGAAAAACCCUGUAGAAAGUAAUAAACGAAUUUAAAAAAUGUGAACCCAUGUACAACUUCUCUAUUACAGGACUUGCUUGGAAAAUUUUUUCAGCUGUUUUUGAUAUUUUUUUGUAUGAGAUUUUCUCAAUGCCUCUUUUCUACUAUUUUUACGUUAUUCUGUUAUUUGUAUCCUAAGUCCUUCAAAAUCACAAGCUACAGGAAAAAUAUCCAUUCGUCAACGCCAACUUCCAACCCGUCGGAGAAUAUCGAUUGCUCGACUCGAUCAGCAACUUUGAGAGCAUCCUUUCCAACAUUGACAAUGUCUAUCGGUCAGAGAGUCUUCCUCUGUUUGAAAGUCCCUACUUCUCUUCAGAGGACUCAUCUCGACGUCUUCGAGAAGCCCGCAGCGCAUGACGACGACCGUCACGGAGAACAUUUUCAACGGCGACAUGGCCACGACCAACAUCCAACGAGGACGUGACCACGGAUUGCGGUAAGAAAGAGAUUGAAGCUAAAAAAUGAAGCUCGUAAAUUGAGCUUAAGCAAAGGAGUUAACAAAAAUUUGAACAGUUGAAAUACUGAACUUGAGUCGUAUCAAUCCAACUCGCCGUAACUUGAGGCUUUCUGACUUGUCUGUGCUCUCUCUCCUCUUAUUGUCUCUUCCUUUAUUUCGGACUGUCUUCAUUUUUGUAUGGCCAAACUAUUUUGAAAAAUCGAAGCGUCAAUUUUUUGUUUCAUAUAGCCCAAAAACAGCCACCGAGCGUUCAACGAGAAAUUUUAGAACUUUGACAGAAAAUUCUAAAAACUGCUCUUUUCGUCAAAAUAAGAGAAAAACCCGAAAAAGUUUGAUUCCAACUUUUUUGUACACUUUAUUUCGGCCUAUGAAAGCAUUUUAAAAUCCUUUCUUUUUCCUAGUGGCUAGACUUUCUGCGGCGUUGCAUUACAAUAUUUUAAAAAAAGCAUAAGAAAAUCCUACUUUUUUCAGAUCCUACAACGACUACCGAAGGCUCUGCCGUCUUCCGGUAAUCACCAACUUUGAAAAUGUACAUAAAAAUUCAAAAUAUUUGGAAAAUUAUCAAUUUUCAGUGGCCGGAGGUGACGAAACAAGUCGUCCGACAGCGCGUCCAGCAGCUCUACCGCACCCCUGACGAUGUAUUAUUUAAAAGAAAUUCUAAGAAGUUUAGAGAGUUCUUACUUGAAAAAGGAUAAUAGUCGGUUCGAAAAAAGUGUUCAUGAGAGUUUUUUUUUUCAGCUGGUGACGGAUCUGUACCUGAAAAUCACUAAUAAAAACUGUGCGAGAAGUUACUAAGGCUUAAAGAAAAUUUUGGAAAACGCUCAUUAAGGUCAUUGAAAAAGCUCAGUAUGCCCAACGGGCUAUUUAAAGGAGUUUUCAGUUUCAGCGGUUUUUAAAAGGACUUUAGGGCAUUUUUUCGGAGUUAUUUCGCAUAUAAGCUUUUUAUAAAAAUCGAUAUUUCGUGAUUUUUUUAAAAUCAUAUUUUUUUAAAAACCAAAAAAAUUUGGUCAAGUUGAAGGAACACUGAAAUCAUUCCCCGUGAUAAAAAAAAAACUUGAAGUUCAUAACUUCUCAGUUGGACCUCUACGUCGGCGGAAUCAUCGAAGAGCCGCUGCCCGGAAGUAUGGUCGGCCCGACUUUCGCCUGCAUCAUCGCCGAGCAAUUCGUACGUCUUCGCGACGGCGACAGGUUCUGGAUCAUCUACAGAUCAUUGGCGAAGAAUUCCGAUUCAGAUUUUACUUCGAGAACCCGGCAACGUUCACGUCGGCACAAUCGGCGGCCUUGCGACGCACUUCCCUUGCUUGGGUUCUCUGCGACACUGGCGAUGAGUCAGUUUUCCUCUCUUGCAUCCAUUUUGAUAACUUUCUAGUUUGAGUCGGCUACAAUCUGUGAAAUCACUGUGUAGAACUUUAAUGAUAAUGAAAAAAAUAAGAUCUUUCGGUAGAAGGAUUCUACGAAGACUAUUUUUGCUCUAAUCUAGAAAAUCCGAGAUCUUCUUUUAGACUUCGGAAGUUUUUUGGGAAAACUUUCAGCUUGCAAGUAAAAUAAUCUGUUCGACUUUAUGAGCGUGAUUUUCAUAUAGCCUAAUUAUUUUUUCUUCUACUUUCCUUUUACUUUUACAAAUCUAAAAAAAAGAUGUAGCUCUUGUUGUUUUAUGUAUCAGAGUGAUAUAAAUAUUCAAACAAAUAUUCAAAGAUCGAACCAGAUAUUUUCACAAAAAAAAAAAAUUCCCAUCAAGAUCUUAGGCAUAAUCUCGAAAACCUCAUCAAGUUAACAAAUAUCAGUAGGAAGAAAUCUUAAGUCUUUAAGGAUAACUAGGCUUUGAUUCGGAACCAGCAAGAAGAACUUCUUCCAGGGACUUCUUACAGAAAUCCUAUCUAGAUUUAUCUAGAAAAAGAAAACUAUCCAGCUAUCUAGAACUAUCUUUCUAAAGGUGACGACUAUCAAAUUCCCAAUCAAUCAGAUUGAUCCAUAUAGACAGAAUAUUUUCAGCAUGAGCCGAAUCGUGCGAAAGGCCUUCGAGAUCGACAUGGGACAACGCGCGAUUCCGUGUCCCUCGAUUCCUCAACUCGACCUGUCGCCUUGGAAAGAAUAA
Caenorhabditis auriculariae is the source of this 7543-nucleotide messenger RNA. The record is from the annotation of a GenBank genome assembly. NCBI's taxonomy places the organism in Eukaryota, Metazoa, Nematoda, Chromadorea, Rhabditida, Rhabditidae.